GCGGCGCUGACUCCACAUCCGGGAAAGGAGAGGAGAGCGGAAGUGGCGUUGGUCUGGCCGGAGCCCUUGGGUGGAUUUGUUAGGCGUGGAGAGGGAGUGAUGUCUUCCAGACUCGGUGCAGUACCCGCUACACCGGAACCCACAUCCUUUAAGCAGCAGAGGAGCACGAAGAUCGUGGGAGCUAAGAACAGGACCCAGUGCUCCAUAAAAGAUAAUAGUUUCCAGUACACUAUCCCUCACGAUGACUCCUUAAGUGGUUCAUCAUCUGCCUCAUCAUGUGAGCCAGUGAGUGAUUUUCCACCGUCCUUCCGAAAAUCCACCUACUGGAUGAAGAUGAGAAGGGUCAAGCCAGCUGCUGCUUCCCGUGUCGAAGGGUCAGGUGGAGUAUCAACCAAAGGAAAAAGGAAACCCAGGCAGGAGGAAGAUGAAGACUAUCGAGAAUUUCCUCAGAAGAAGCAUAAACUUUAUGGGAGGAAGCAACGGCCUAAAACUCAACCUAAUCCCAAAUCCCAGGCUCGUCGUAUUCGGAAGGAACCACCAGCUUAUGCAGCAGGCAGUUUGGAGGAACAGUGGUACUUAGAAAUUGUGGAUAAAGGCAGCGUCUCCUGUCCUACCUGCCAGGCAGUGGGGAGAAAGACCAUAGAGGGCUUAAAGAAACACAUGGAGACCUGCAAACAGGAAAUGUUUACUUGUCAUCAUUGCGGGAAACAGCUUCGUUCCCUGGCAGGGAUGAAGUAUCACGUCAUGGCAAAUCAUAAUAGCUUGCCCAUUUUGAAGGCUGGGGAUGAAAUAGACGAGCCAAGUGAGAGAGAACGGCUCCGGACAGUUCUAAAGAGACUGGGCAAGCUCAGGUGCAUGCGUGAGAGUUGCUCUAGUAGCUUCACCAGCAUCAUGGGAUAUCUGUACCAUGUCAGAAAAUGUGGCAAAGGGGCUGCAGAGCUGGAGGAGAUGACCCUGAAAUGUCACCACUGUGGAAAGCCAUAUAAGUCGAAGGCUGGACUUGCGUAUCACCUGAGGUCAGAGCAUGGGCCUAUCUCAUUCUUUCCAGAGUCAGGACAGCCAGAGUGCUUAAAGGAGAUGAGCCUGGAGCCAAAGAGUGGCGGUCGAGUUCAGAGGCGUUCUGCCAAGAUAGCUGUAUACCACCUGCAGGAGUUGGCUUCUGCUGAACUGGCCAAGGAAUGGCCCAAGAGGAAGGUGCUUCAGGAUUUGGUACCUGAUGAUCGGAAGUUAAAAUAUACUCGCCCUGGGCUACCUACCUUCAGCCAGGAAGUCCUACACAAAUGGAAGUCAGAUAUCAAGAAAUAUCAUCGCAUUCAGUGCCCUAACCAGGGUUGUGAGGCUGUCUACAGUAGUGUAUCAGGCCUUAAAGCUCACCUGGGCUCUUGUACCUUGGGAAACUUUGUGGCUGGAAAAUACAAGUGUCUUCUGUGUCAAAAAGAAUUUGUGUCAGAGAGUGGUGUCAAGUAUCAUAUCAACUCUGUCCACGCCGAGGAUUGGUUCGUUGUAAACCCGACGACAACCAAAAGCUUUGAAAAGCUAAUGAAGAUAAAGCAGCGUCAGCAGGAAGAAGAAAAGCGGAGGCAGCAGCACAGGAGCAGAAGGUCUCUGCGAAGGCUGCAGCAGCCUGGCAUCGAGCUUCCAGAGGCAGAGCUGAGUCUUAGAGUAGGGAAGGAUCAGAGGAGGAGUAAUGAGGAAUUGCUAGUGUCGGCCUCCUGUAAGGAACCGGAGCAGGAGCCUGUGCCGGCACAGUUCCAGAAAGCAAAGCCCCCAAAGACUAACCAUAAACGAGGAAGGAAGUAGGCAGGCAGUGCGAAAGCUCCUAGGAGGGUGGACGUGAUGCUGUUGUCAUGGGGACCUGUGCUGGGAGGACUGAGUCACGGGGGCUGAGUGAGGAGAAAUGUCCUUUUCCAGCUGUUUGUGUAAGGCUGUGACUUUCUCAGCUCCUUCCUCCUGUGUAAAUUUCACUGUUCUCCCUAUUUAUUCACUUUGGCCCCACCCCCAUCCCCACCCCUUUUGGGUAGGUUUUCCUGCUAUUCCUCAUUGGAGUCCUCUUGUUUUUCUCUUCUCUUGCCCAAAGAGCUCCCUCUUAAGGUUAACUGUGGGCCCCUCUUGCCCUCUACAAAACUGAGAAACCCGUUUGGUUGUCCUUUUCCUUCCUGGGCUAUAGAAUGUUCUUGGACUCUCCACUGAUUAAGUAGUCAUUCCAUCAUCUCGCUUAUAAAACAAUUCCAAAUUAAUUUUUAAAAAUCAUACUGACUUCUCAUUUUGUAUUUGUGAUAUAACAAUCCUAGAAGCUAGAACUGUCGUCACUCAUGUCAUAAGCUUAUCCUGUCUCCUUGGGAAACAGAUUUUAUGGAGGCUGUUUGUUCUCUCAAUAUGGUUUUAGGAUUGAAAGUAAGAAAAUGGAUUUAGGAUGAAAAAGCUAGAACCUCUCUACACUGGUUUUCCUGGGAAAUGUUUUGUUUGUCCCAAGUAGCGGUGACUGACUGACUAGACCCACAAGCAUGAAAAGCAGACCAAACAUUAACAUGUCCCAAAUGUGAAAAUGAUUGGAAAGAAGGAAGUAGAAGAAGCAAUAAAUACUGCCUUGACUUU
Molecule: messenger RNA, 2595 nt
Organism: Lontra canadensis (Northern American river otter)
Lineage: Eukaryota; Metazoa; Chordata; Mammalia; Carnivora; Mustelidae
Gene: ZNF512
Product: zinc finger protein 512
Exons: 14
Coding region: 100-1800 (566 amino acids)
Molecular function (GO): zinc ion binding
Source: RefSeq, a predicted model, not a curated record